Molecule: messenger RNA, 1183 nt
Organism: Patiria miniata (bat star)
Lineage: Eukaryota; Metazoa; Echinodermata; Asteroidea; Valvatida; Asterinidae
Product: microtubule-associated proteins 1A/1B light chain 3B-like
Exons: 4
Coding region: 164-523 (119 amino acids)
Biological process (GO): macroautophagy; cellular response to nitrogen starvation; autophagosome assembly
Cellular component (GO): autophagosome membrane; autophagosome; cytosol
Molecular function (GO): ubiquitin protein ligase binding
Source: RefSeq, a predicted model, not a curated record
AAAUGCUAUUUUUAGGUAUACUGCACACACACGACACACGUCACGUUCACGGUUCACAACAACAAUGUUUCAACAUUCGACAUAAAGUUUACGACGAGUACGACAGCAUCUUCCUGAUCAUCACGCAAUCCUCACGCUUCACACCAAGUAACACCCUGGAAUAAUGCCAACAAAAACAUUUAAGCAGAGGAGAACAUUGGAACAGAGAAAGAGAGAUGUGCAAGAAAUUCGAGAGAAACAUAGCAACAAAGUGCCGGUGAUCAUUGAGCGAUAUGAGCGGGAAACCAACCUGCCUUUGUUGGAUAAAUCCAAAUUCCUGGUUCCUGAUCACAUCACAAUGGGCGAACUGGUCAAAAUAAUCAGGAGAAGAUUGCAACUGAGUCCUACACAAGCCUUCUUCCUCUUGGUUAAUCACAAGAGCCUGGUCAGCGUCUCGACUCCAAUCUCAGAGAUCUACGAACAAGAAAAAGAUGAAGACGGAUUCUUGUAUCUGGUGUACGCUGCGCAAGAGACAUUUGGAUAGGAUACUGUGUAACUAGGGCCCAGUUUCAUAGAGUUGCUUAACAUGAACUGCCACUCAGCAAACAUGUGCAUAGAAGAUAUCAGAUAAUAACCCGCCACUAGCAAUAUACAUGUACACAUGUUGUGCUUAGCAAAUCUAUUCAGUCAGCUUUAUGAAAUUGGACCUUGGAUAAUAGAGAGGUUCGGCAAGUGGGAAAAAUUCAUUUAUCUGUAUGCGUGUCUGUAUGACAUCACACAUACAAAAACAUACACAUACGUGCUGGGAAAUGCAAAAUGCAGUUUUGGCAUCGUGCAGCCAUGUACAUGUAUAAAGGAAAUCAGUUAGGUGGCACAAAGGCCUAGUAUGUUGUACAUAACAUCACGCUCCGUUAGCCUGGAGCUUCUAUGUGAUUAAUGCACAAACGAUACGCAUAAAUUAGACAACUUUGAUGCCUCAAAAAGGUACCAACAAAAACCACAAAGCAAUGUGAGAUGUAUCAUUCGUCAUGUAAUUAAAAGUUAGAGGUUAUGAGAGGCAUCAUGUUGGCACAAGUUUGGUGUCAAAUCGAGAAACUUGCAUACGUACUGCUCCCGUAUCAGAUGACUUCCACACGUACUUUCUGUGUCAAAUUUCCCACCUGGCGUUUGAAAGGGCACAAAAGUGAUGACGUCAUAUGCAGAA